CUUGUAAUAAGAACGCACAUACAAAUAUCUGUAUCUUACAUGGCAUGGCCUGUCUUAUAACGCAUAAAAUCUGUCCGUUUGCUUGAUUUAGCGCAUUUACCCAUUGACUAUGGAUUAAAGCCUUCAGGACAAUAGAUGUAAUACCAAAAAGACCUAUCACUUGCCUUUAGAGGAUGCGGCCUUCAACUGGUGCCCUCAACAGGCGCCCGGCGACCGUUCGUGCAUCGCAAGCAGCCUGGGGCACGAGUAGUCGAAGCUCAAAGCCUAAUCAGCAUCCACCAUUGUCCUACAGCAUCAACCGCCGCGAUAUCAUGGGGGCGGAUCUUGGAAUGCUGCUUGCGGCCUGCCGCGCCGAAACCAUGGAAGCCGGACCGCCCCUGUGCCGCCAAAACUACAGCUAUUGGACUUCUCAAGCAGGCCUCCGCCACGCCGCCAAGCUGGAGCUCGCCCUCCGCCGCAGCGUCGCCACAGUCGCCUGCUUCACCACGUGGGAUGUGUACGGCAACGUGGGGGCAGCGGCGCUGACACGUACGACAACUGUUGGUGCUGCUACUACCGGCUGCAGCGCUGCCAGUGGCGCUCGCGAAGGGGCUGUGAGGGGUGCGGAGGUGGCAGCGGAGGAGGUGGGGUUGGCGGAGUUGCAUGUAGAAGAAGGCGGCGGUCGGUCCCAGCAGCCCGAACCAUCAUCAUCAUCAUCAUCACCAUCAUCAUCACCAUCACCCAGCGCCCCCUCACACGCACUCGGCUGCUCGGGGGGCAGGCGGAAACCGCCCACACCACCCGGUGUUCCCGAUAUGGAUUGGAACUGGCUGCUGCCCGCCAGCGGGGCUGGUGAUGCGGGCGAACACUGCCAGUGCAGCAGCAGCAACGGCGGCAGGAGCAGCUGGAGCAGCGAAACCAAUAGCAGCAGCAAUAGCAAUAGUAGCAGUAGUAGCAGUAACAGCAGCAAUAGCAACAGCGGUGCAAGCCGACCGGCCUUGUCAUUGCCGUUCUCCUCCCCCUCCGCCUCCUCCUCCUCCUCCAGCCCUCCUCGCAAGAGUCUGGUGGGCUUUGCCCGGGCCACCGGAGACAACUCCCUGGUAGCCACCGUGUACGAUGUGGCGGUGCACCCCGCACUCCGCGGUCGGGGCAUCGGCGGCCGGCUGGUGAAGCUGCUGGUGCAGCAGGUGCAGACGCGCGCGGUGUAUGACAUAGGGGUGGUGACGCCGGCGGGGGCGGAGGGCUUUUGGGCGCGGUGCUCCUUCGAGGACGACCGCGAGGGGUCCACCUUCAUGAUCUUCACGGGGCGGCGGUGCAGGGGGCAGCAGGAGGUGCAGCAGGAGG
This is a messenger RNA of Astrephomene gubernaculifera, 1323 nucleotides long. The record is from the annotation of a GenBank genome assembly. NCBI's taxonomy places the organism in Eukaryota, Viridiplantae, Chlorophyta, Chlorophyceae, Chlamydomonadales, Astrephomenaceae.